This is a messenger RNA of Mangifera indica (mango), 1578 nucleotides long. Its product is annotated as shewanella-like protein phosphatase 2. The transcript is spliced from 2 exons. The coding region runs from base 1 to 1257 and encodes 418 amino acids. The record is from RefSeq and is a predicted model, not a curated record. Gene Ontology annotation, molecular function: hydrolase activity. NCBI's taxonomy places the organism in Eukaryota, Viridiplantae, Streptophyta, Magnoliopsida, Sapindales, Anacardiaceae.
AUGGCGUCGAAGAAAAUGAAUGGACUCGAUCAAAAAGAAACAAAAAAACGGGAAAAAAAAAAAAGAAUUAAAAUGGAAAACGAAAACAACGUAACAUGCGAAAACUUACCAGCAUUUCUCUCUUCAUUCGUGGACACUUUCGUUGAUUUCACAGUAACCGACGGUCUAUUUCUCCCGAACCCACUUCCCCAAAAUGCCCUUGAAAUGCCUCCACCAAUGGCUGCCCACUACCCGUCUCCAGAUCGUCUGGUUGCCAUCGGUGAUCUCCACGGGGACCUGGAAAAAUCAAGGCGGGCUUUCAGAUUGGCUGGCCUGAUCGAUGGCGCUGAUCGCUGGACAGGUGGGUCAACAACGGUAGUUCAAGUGGGGGAUGUUCUAGAUAGAGGUGGUGAAGAGAUAAAGAUUCUUUAUCUUUUGGAGAAGCUGAAGAGGGAAGCUGAGAAAAAUGGAGGUAAAGUUUUGACCUUGAAUGGAAAUCAUGAGAUUAUGAAUGUUGAACUUGACUUUAGGUAUGCGACUAAAACGGGUUUGAAAGAAUUUGAGAAUUGGGGGUUUUGGUAUGGUGCUGGUAACAAAAUGAAGUCUUUGUGUGUUGGUUUGAAGAAGCCUAGGGAUCUGUUUGAUGGCGUGCCGUUAGUUUUUAAGGGUGUGGAUGAAAAGUAUUGGAAUGGAAUCAGGUGUAGGAUAGCAGCGUUGAGACCGAGUGGACCGAUUGCUGGGCGGUUUCUGAGCAAGAAUGUGACGGUUUUGGUGGUCGGGGAGUCCGUUUUCGUGCAUGGCGGAUUGUUGAAGGAGCAUGUGGAGUACGGGCUACAAAAGAUUAAUGAAGAAGUAAGGGAUUGGAUCAAUGGGCUGAGUGGGAGGCAUGCUCCGGGGUAUUGUACAGGCAGGGAUGCUGUGGUGUGGUUACGGAAGUUUUCGGAUGAUUCUGUGAAGUGUGACUGUUCCUUGCUUGAACAUGUUCUCGCAACAAUUCCUGGUGCGAAGAGGAUGAUUAUGGGGCAUACAAUUCAGGAUUUUGGGAUUAAUGAUGUUUGUGAUGGUCGAGCGAUAAGGAUUGACGUGGGCAUGUCCAAGGGAUGUGGUAAUGGGUUGCCUGAAGUUUUGGAGAUUUUGGGGGAUAAGGAAUUGCAGGUGUUACCUUUGAAUCCAUUGUAUCAAAACAAGAACAAAAUUUACAUGGAUGCUUACAGUAGCAGGGGUCUUGCUUUGCCGAAACCAGGACAAGGACUGACGGAAGUGGAGGUUAAGGUUUAAGUAACCGUUAUGCACUUUCUUGAACAUAAUUGUUUUCUAUUUGUACCCUGGUAAGAACUAGUUUUGUAUGUGCAAUCUGCUCUAGAAAUCUAAAACAUUGAUGUAGGUUUUUUAAUCAAAACAAAGAUGAAAGAUGCUUGAACACAUUUUUGAGUAUUGACUUCUUGAAAGGGAUUCCUGUUGUUGUAGUUUCAUUAGGUCUUCUUUAUUGCCUGUCAAAGGAAUAUGUAUAGUCUAUCCUGCUAAGAUUCCAAUAAUUUUACAAUGACAAUGAUAUUAAUAAUAAGAAUGCAAAGAUAACUCAUUGCGAAGUUCUCUGCA